GGCCUCAAACCAAAGGGACCUUACAAAACCCUAAAGCCUCUCUCAUUCUUCCAUUCUCUGCGCCUGAGCUCUUGCGGCCGAUCCCAACCUCGAGCAACAGCUGAAGAAAAAGAGAUGAGUGGGGAAGGAGUGAAGGGAGGGCCGGUGGUUCCGGAGUCCGUGUUGAAGAAGCGGAAGAGGAAUGAGGAAUGGGCUUUGGCUGAGAAGAAAGAUCUAGAGGCGUCUAAGAAGAAGAGCGCUGAGAACAGAAAAUUGAUCUAUAACAGGGCUAAACUCUAUGCUAAAGAGUAUGAUGAGCAGCAGAAGGAGCUGAUUCGCCUCAAGCGCGAGGCUAAACUCAAGGGAGGAUUUUAUGUCGACCCUGAAGCCAAGCUUCUGUUUAUCGUCAGGAUCCGAGGUAUCAAUGCCAUUGACCCCAAGACCAGAAAGAUUCUGCAGCUUCUGCGUUUGAGACAGAUUUUCAAUGGUGUCUUUUUGAAAGUGAACAAGGCAACAUUGAAUAUGUUGCACAGAGUGGAGCCUUAUGUCACAUACGGGUAUCCCAAUUUGAAGAGUGUUAGAGAACUGAUUUACAAGAGAGGCUAUGGAAAACUCAACAAGCGAAGAACUGCUUUGACUGACAACUCCAUCAUAGAGCAGGCUCUUGGGAAAUUUGGCAUAAUUUGCACAGAAGACCUCAUCCACGAGAUUAUGACAGUGGGACCCCAUUUUAAGGAGGCAAACAAUUUCCUCUGGCCCUUCAAACUGAAAGCUCCUCUUGGUGGUUUGAAGAAGAAGAGAAAUCACUAUGUUGAAGGUGGUGACGCCGGUAACCGUGAAAACUUCAUCAACGAGCUUAUCAGAAGGAUGAAUUAAGAUACGUUUUUGCGUCGUCUCCCAGAGUUCCUACUUGGCUUUGGGAAAAACUCCUAGUAGGUUUGUCAUUGGAAGUAUCGUUUUGGGAAUCAGAACAUUUUACUUGUUAGUGUACUUUUUUUAUCUUCUAUGUUGAGAAUGGUUUAAAUUUUGCUAUAAUUAAUCAGCGAAUCUUUUAAAAUUUUGGUUUACCCUUUGGAAUUUAAAUGCCAGGACUCUUCAUGUUCUCUUGAUUGUCAUGUUCUAUGCUGAGAUCGUUACUCUGAAUUCUCUGAA
Molecule: messenger RNA, 1131 nt
Organism: Momordica charantia (bitter melon)
Lineage: Eukaryota; Viridiplantae; Streptophyta; Magnoliopsida; Cucurbitales; Cucurbitaceae
Product: large ribosomal subunit protein uL30y
Biological process (GO): maturation of LSU-rRNA from tricistronic rRNA transcript (SSU-rRNA, 5.8S rRNA, LSU-rRNA)
Cellular component (GO): cytosolic large ribosomal subunit
Molecular function (GO): RNA binding; structural constituent of ribosome
Source: RefSeq, a predicted model, not a curated record